ACACUGCUGCAGAGAGACCGCAGGACGCUGGAUGAACAGAGCGAGUGAAUAACCGUAAAUAUCCAGAUGGGAAUAAGUGGGCAGAGCAUGGCGAGCUCUUAAAGAAGACAAAGACGGUUUUAGAUAGCAACUCUUUUACUUCGAGACAUGGAGGUUUAUUAAAGCGAAAAGAGGCCGAAUUCAAAUGGGGUACCAGAAUGGAUGAAGCUCAAUGGGCAGAACCCCACUUUUACCGGAUCGGGUCGAAAUUGAUGUGAAAAUAAGCUCAACCGAGUGUUUUAACAGCAUCCCAGCACACUCAUGUUAGAAAACCUGACAUAUAUGUGUAAGAAGAAAAGCCAAAAGUCAUAUUUGAUGCAGUGAAUUCCUUCGGAGAGAUGUCAUCGUUGUGAACGCUGGAUGUUGUGAAUAUGGGAGAUCUGAGCGAGUCCAGAGACCCGAGAAAGACUUUCAUUGUUCCUGCCAUCAAGUCUUUCGAUCAUUAUGAUUUUAACAGAGCUAAAAUCAGAGCUAGCCUCACAUGGCUGGUGGCCAAAGCCUUCGGCACAGACAGUGUUCCUGAAGAGCUGAACGAGCCCUUCUACAAGGACCAGUAUGAGCAGGAGCACCUGAAGCCUCCGGUGGCUGAUCUGCUGCUGUCAGCAGAGCUCUACUGCAGAGCUGGAAGUCUGAUCCUGAAGAGUGACGCUGUCAAACCUCUGCUGGGCCACGACGCCGUCAUCCAGGCUCUGGCGCAGAAGGGCCUGUAUGUCACCGACCAGGAGAGACUGGUGACUGAGAGAGACCUGCAGAAGAAACCCAUUCAGAUGAGCGCUCACCUGGCCAUGAUCGACACUCUGAUGAUGGCGUAUACAGUGGAGACGGUAAGCGUGGAGAAGGUGAUGGCCUGCAUGCAGCAAUACUCCACCGAUUAUCCAGACGGAGACGUGCCCUACGACACAGAGGAUGCCGUCACCAGCUGGAUGAAUAAGGUGAAUGAAUACUUGAAGGAAAUCAUAAUGCAGGAGCAAAGGCGGAUGGAGGCGCAGAACGCAGAGCCUGUUGAGAAUCCAAAGUCUCCAACCAAGUGGUACAUGAAGCUGGUUCCUGCGCGUUACAGAAAGGAGCAGGUCCUGCCCAAGUGCUUGCCGUGGAUCCCUCCGGUGGACAACCUGCUGAAGGACAGCACAGAUGGCUGUGCUCUUGCCGCCCUGCUGCACUUCUACUGCCCUGCCACCGUCAGCCUGAGAGACAUUUGCCUGAAUGAGACCAUGUCGCUGGCAGACAGUCUGUACAACCUCCAGCUCAUCCAGGACUUCUGCAGGGAACAGCUGAACCACUGCUGCCACUUCAGCCUGGAGGACAUGCUCUACGCUCACUCUUCCAUCAAAAAUAACUAUCUUGUGUUUAUGGCUGAGCUCUUCUGGUGGUUCGAGGUUGUUAAGCCGCCAUUCGUUCAGCCUCAGGUAUUGGACACUGAAGCACCAGCUCCUUCACUGAAAGAUCUACCACCUGUGCCCAUCUCUAAAGUCACAAAGAGAAGUUUCAUGGAAAGACCUCCCAGUCCAGAUAGACCAAGUCUCCCCCUUCGACCUCAACCACAGACUUCAGGCUCAAGUGAGAUUAAGAGAUCAUCUUCAAUGUCAUUUGUGGAGAGCUUCAUGGGCACUUGGCCAAAGGAGAAGAAAUCUCCUGCUCAGGGAGUGUCCUUUGAAAUCCCAUUUGAUGAACACAGUAACAACCAAACACCUACUGGCCGAGGGAUGACUCGGUCUGUCAGCACUGAAGGGUUUGGUUUCAAGAUGCCCCAUGGAACCAGAGGCAUAAAGAGAAACCUGUCCUUUCAGCCUGUCAAUGGCAAGAACAUGGGCAUUGAGGAGGAAGGCUGUCCUGACGCCUUGUCAGAAAAUCAUAAAACCGGUCUAAAUGGCUCAGGGCCACCUAGUAUUGAAGAGGCCCUUGAGAUCAUCCACAACUCAGAGAAAAAAUCACAGAGCCCCAGGGCCCAUGUGCCCAGUGAAGGCUUCUUUCUUCACCUCCAGAGUAAAAGUGAAUUGAACCCCAAAGCAAAGGAUAGUCAGAUUGAUUCAGUAUCAGAAUCGUCCAAAGGGGUUGCUAGCACAUCCAUCACUGAAGUAGACACUGGCAUUCAUGUGCGGACAGAGGACAUCCAAGAGACACUCGACGAGGACUCAUCCCUAAGGGAUUGUACAGUCAGCAUGGAGUUUGACAUGGAUCAAGACUUUGAGGCGAGAGCCUCUCGUAGCCAGGGUUCUACAAGCCCAUGUCCUAGCAGCCUUAGUGCCAAGUCCCCUGCAGGAAGUAUCCCAACCCCUGCUUUUACACCUGGAAUUAAGUUAACCAGCUUUGCUGAGCAGAAGUUCCGUAAACUCAAUCCAAACACGGAAACCAAAGGUGCUCCUUCCCAAGGCACAACACCAGAUGGGUCAGAUCUCGCCAUUCCUCACUCCGUCUCUUGGGCCCCUUCUCCUGAGAUCAGCCCUGCGCAUCAACCAUCCAAGGACCCAGCUCAGGCCAUGGCUGCAGAAAUGGUGCAGCUGCGCAUGAGACUGGAAGAGAAGCGUCGAGCCAUUGAGGCACAGAAGAAGAAAGUGGAGGCAGCCUUUACCCGACACCGUCAGAAGAUGGGGCGCAGUGCUUUCCUCACAGUUGUCAAGAGGAAAGGAAUAGAUGGUGCGUCACCAUCUCAGGAGGACACUCCCACCUCAGAGGAAAACAAAACACCAGUGGGGACACCCCAGCCCGUCAAGUCUCCGCUGAAGUCUGCUGGUGAGGACGGCACAUCUGAGGCAGACCUGAUGGAAUACACGCGCUCCAUUGAGAAGCUUAAUGCUUCUCUGAGCUUCUUGCAGACAGAGAUGCAGCGACUGGCCCAACAGCAGGAGGUAAUCAUGCAGAUGCGGGAGCAACAAGCUUGGGUUGUGUCACCACAUCAGCCUUCACCACAAAAGCAGGUACGAGAGCUCAGAGGGAGUGGGGCACGCUCUUCUGGGUCUCCCUCACCUGCAGAUUCUCCUAGAGCCACACACCGUUCCCCUACUAAUCUAAAGAGAAAGUCUGCCUCUUUCCAUUCCAAGACACCAAGAACACCAAGACCCAGUGAGCUAAAGAUUGCUCCCUUUAAUAGAGUUUUGACCGUCCCACAGUCAGUGGACAGCAUACCACGCCUAAGAAGAUUCUCCCCAUCUCAGCCCAUGUCCUGCUCAUUUUCUUAUAUGGGAAACGAGAAGAAACCAUUAUCAACCGCUGACAAAGACAUUGAACAAGGUCUUGAGGCAUUGUCAAUUGAAUGUUCUUCUGAUACUAUCACCUCCCCAACCAAAGAAAUUCAACAGGCUGUAACUGAAAACACUGACCUGCAUGCUAAGAAGCCAGAAGAUGAGGAAGAGGAGAGCACGAAGGACAUCAAGCAAACAGAAAAAAGGGGAAAGCUGAAGAAGCCAAAAACUGACAUUAAGCCUGCAGUGGAAUCUACCGUUUCUGAGGUUUUGUCGCAGAUUGUAAUGGAGACUGUUAUUGUCACUCCCACAGAGCCAUUUGACAUUGCCCAUCAGACCAAUAAAAAUCUGAUUGAGGUCCCACUGUCUGUACUCAAACCACUGGAAGGACAGGCAUCAGAAGAAGAAGUGGAGAAGGACGCCUCUGGGGAAAAUCAGGAUGAUGAUCAGAAAGCGUGCUGUGGAUUCUUCUUUAAGGAUGAUAUGAAGGAAGAGGACAGCAUGGCCAUGAAGCGAGCAGCACUUCUGGAGAAAAGGCUGAGAAGAGAACGGGAAAGCCAACAGAGGAAACAGCAGCUGGAGGCAGAGCAUGAGCAGAAAAAAGAGGAGGCUAGGUUGAAAGCAGAGGAAGAACGCCUGAAGAAAGAAGAAGAAAAGGCUCGACGAGAAUUUAUCAAGCAGGAAUACCUGAGGAGGAAACAACUGAAGCUGAUGGAGGACAUGGACACGCUUGUUAAACCGCGGCCUACAGGAGCAAAGCAAAGGAAACCGCGGCCCAAGUCCAUCCAUAGAGGUGUGAUGGAGUCCCCUAGGACUCCUGUCAGGGCCACAGCAGGUUCACGACCUCGUGUUUUUUCAGUUUCCAGCCUGUCUCUGGCUUCUCUUGGAGAUAAUGACAGCGUCAACUCCGAUAAGAAAACACCCAGUAGGCCUGACUCAGCAGACGGAUGCCUGUCACCCACCCGCAGCCGUAAUGGAGAGAAAGACUGGGAGAACGGUUCAACCACAUCCUCCCUGACAUCAAACACUGAAUACACUGGUCCUAAAUUAUACAAAGAGCCCAGUGCAAAGUCCAACAAGCAUAUCAUUCAGAAUGCUUUGGCACAUUGCUGUUUGGCUGGCAAAGUCAACGAGGGACAGAAAAACAAGAUUUUGGAGGAAAUGGAGAAAUCAGGGGCCAACAACUUUCUGAUCCUGUUUCGGGAUUCCGGCUGCCAGUUUCGCUCUCUCUACAUGUACUGCCCCGAAGCAGAAGAGAUCAACAAGUUGGCCGGCAUUGGUCCUAAAACCAUCUCGCGCAAGAUGAUCGACGGCCUCUACAAGUACAACUCAGACAGGAAGCAGUUCAGCCAAAUUCCAGCCAAGACCAUGUCGGCAAGCGUCGACGCCAUAACCAUCCACAGCCACCUGUGGCAGACCAAAAAACCAGGAACGCCCAAGAAAGUAGCGGCUGUUAAGUCCUAGUGUUUCUCAGCAUGGGACGUACACAAUCUCAAUGCACUUGUUUGUACAUACUCAAAUCCUGCGACACUUUUUACACUCUUCCGUCAGUUGUCGUUCGAACACACACUCUCAUUUGCGAAAAAAAAAUUAUGCACAACUGGAAUGUAAAACUCUACGGGAUGGAUCAAACUCCCAAAUCUGUGUUUUACUGCACCGCAAACAUCGUUUUUAUUUAAACGUGCCAAAAAAUUAAGGAAAAUAUUGAAAGUUUGUCAUGUGUGACCUGUUAUUUUAAUUUGGUACACUAACGCACUGAAUGUUCUUAGUUUGUACAGAAAUCUCGCACAUAUGUUAACGUGUGGCCUUAUGUUGCUUCAUUUUUGAUGUUUUUAUUUGAUUUCAUUUUUAACAACUGUCCUGAUAUGAUUGUACGGCUGCUCAUGGAAAGUUUCUCACAUACUGUAGUUUGUAUAGCCUGAAGGUUCCUGUCAUAUCUACACUGCCUGACAAAAGUCUUGUUGUCGAUCCCAGUUGUAAGAACAACAAAUAUUAACUUGACUUCUAGUUGAUCAUUUGGAAAAGUGGCAGAAGGUUGAUUUUUCUGAUGAAUCAUCUGUGGAACUGCAUCUCAAAUCAUCACAAAUACCUCAGAAGACUUAUUGGAAGCCACAUGGACCCAAGAUUCUCAUAGAAAUCAGUCAAGUUUGGUGAAGGAAAAAUCAUGGUUUGGGAUUACAUUCAAUAUGGGGGCAUGCGAGAGAUCUGCAGAGUGAAUGGCAACAUCAACAGCUUGAGGUAUCAAAACAUUUGUGCUGCCCAAAGCACAGGAGAGAGUAAAUUCUUCAGCAGGAUAGCGCUCCUUCUCAUACUUCAGCCUCCACAUCAAAGCUCAGGAAAAAAAAAAAAGGUCAAGGUGCUCCAGGAUUGGCCAGCCCAGUCACCAAAUAUGUAUAUUAUUGAGUACAUCUGGGGUAAGAUGAUGGAGGAGGCAUUGAAGAUGAAUCCAGCAGAUCUUGAUGAACUCUGGGAGUCCUGCAAGAACACUUUCUUUGCCAUUCCAGAUGACUUUAUUAAUGUUAUUUGAGUCGUUGCAGAGAUGUAUGGAUGCAGUCGUCCAAGCUCAUGGGAGUCAUACACAAUAUUAAUUCUUUUUCCUCUGCAGCAUGACUUUAUAUUCUUUACUGUACAUUAUUUCUGUUAGGUGACGAGACUUUUCUCUAAGCAAAGUCAGACCUUAGUGUCCUAAUUAAAUAAUUAAAAAUAAAGGCUUGAUCAGAUUUGAUUCUGGUAAAAUAAGCGUAAUCUAAGGGCCUUUGUCUUUCAUAUAAGCCUCUUCUGAUACCAAAUGAUCGACUAGAAGUCAAGUUAUUAUUUGUUGUUCCUAAAACUUGGAAAGGCUACAAGACUUUUGUCAGGUAGCGUAGUAUACAUCAACCAGUGUGCUAAUGUGCAGUGAGCGGUAUUGUUUGCAGGCCGGACCCACGUUCAAUGGGUUUCAAUAUUAUCUAAUGGCAUUGAUUCACAGCAGGAUUGUGAAUUCGUUCUAUUUGAUUUCGUUCAAAAAUGUGUAUGUGCUUUUUUAUAUAUAUGUAUUGUUGUUUUUUUUGACCGACUGAAGGAAAUGUUCAGCAUAUUGAUCUAUUUAAUCAGUAUUUAUCUUUCAUAAAAGGUCUUAAAUAAGACGAGUGGUUUUGUUACAUUAGUUUAAAAACUAAACGUGUGGAUUACGCUGGACUGAACUGUUAUGAUAUGUGUCCAUGAAUGACUCCAGGAUCAUGUGCUGGAGUAAUAAUCAUGUUCUGAAUACUUUUGUACUGUUAUGUAAGGUUGUGUUGUUGACUGAUCUCGAGAACAGUGUUUGCCAGUUUCGGAUCACAAAGAAGUAUUAAAGAAGUUUGCCAAAUGGUAUAUUUUUUGAGCCAUUUCCAUGUAUUGCGACUGAGGGCUAAAUAGUUUGAUUGGUAAAUUAUUUUAAAUAAAUAUUUUGGCUUAAGAGCUCAAUCAUGCCACAUUUCGUGCGCCUAGAGCUUGUGUGACAAUUUAAGACGUUUUGGAUAUUAAUCUGUAAGCAUUAGCUCUUAAUGUGUGACCACUUUCGUUAAUGUUUCAUUUAGAAAAAAAUUGUGAAAAUUGGCUAAUGUGAUAUUUUGGCGAACAUUUUUGGGCAAGAAAAAGGUUAACAGUGUACCAAAGUAUUAAAUGGCUUAUACCAAGCAGCUUGGCAAACAACAUUUUUCUAUACCUGCGAAAAAUACUCGGGAAAACAUUCGACAAUUCAAAAUUUCGAUUUUAAUGGUGCAAAUUUGGCCACAACUUCAAUCAUCUUAAGGCAGAAUGUGGUUUUAUACGGGUAGAGGCUUUUGUUGCCUGACAGAAACAGCCUUUCUUUUGUGUCCUUUAUUUCAGUAGGGAUAAAUGUACAAAACAACAACAAACAAACAAAAAAAAAAAGAUUUUUGGUGCUUGCCUCCUGCAACAUUGACUUACUCACCUGUUCUCCCAUACAAACGUUUACUUAGUGUUAAUGUAUCAGUGUUUGGACCAGGAAAUAAUCCGCACAGGCCUGAAAACACAGUAGCUGAUAUCUUACAUCCAUUAGAAAAGGUACUACUGGAAACAGAUCUCAUUUGGACAUUUCUAGCAUCAAACGAGGGUCAUUUGACUGUAAAUGAGCACGAUAGCAAACUGUACAGUGUGUGUUUUCUGAUCUCUCCAGCACGUCUCUCGCUCUCUCUCUCUCUUUUAUUUUCUUUUCUUUCAGGCACUGUGCUGGCAUAUUGUUCAAGUAACAUGUUCGAUUUCAAUUGCAUUCAAUAAAUCUCGCAUGGCCUCA
Danio aesculapii is the source of this 7494-nucleotide messenger RNA. RefSeq names its product calmodulin regulated spectrin-associated protein family, member 2a (gene camsap2a). Gene Ontology annotation, molecular function: calmodulin binding; microtubule minus-end binding; spectrin binding. Bases 411 to 4682 code for a protein of 1423 amino acids. Lineage: Eukaryota; Metazoa; Chordata; Actinopteri; Cypriniformes; Danionidae. Gene Ontology annotation, cellular component: microtubule minus-end. Gene Ontology annotation, biological process: negative regulation of microtubule depolymerization; neuron projection development; cytoplasmic microtubule organization. The record is from RefSeq and is a predicted model, not a curated record. The transcript is spliced from 18 exons.